AUGGCGCUCGUCGCGUCCACCCGCGCGCAUGUGCGCCCCAGCGCGCCCUCUCGCGUCUCGAUCUCCACUCGGCGAGCGGCGAUCGCGCCCGCCAUCGCAGCCAAGCCCCGAUCAGCUCGCCCGGCUUCGCUCGUCGCGCCGCGCGCGCUCAGCAUCGACGAGGGCGACGGCUCGGCCUCUUCCGAGCCCAUGACGUACACCGAGGAGGACCUCAUGAAGGAGACUACCGAGGCGGCGUCCAAGCCCGAGGUCGUGUCCCCGAAGAAGGAGGAGCCGAAGAAGGAGGAGCCAAAGGCUGAGUCUCCCGCGCCGCCCCCUCCCGCUCCCGCCCCCUCGGCCUGGGAGUCGGAGGAGGAGGAAGAUCCCGACGCGGAGGAGCGAUCGAGGCUCAUUCGCAAGCUUCUCGGUCUCGCCGCGGCUUCCAGCCGGGGCCAGCAGGCGAGCCGCGACGCCAAGGCGACCAUGGAGGACAUCAUCACCGAACUGGAGUUCAUGAAUCCAACGGAGGAGCCCGCGAGGAAGAUCAACGGCGAGUGGGCGCUGGUGUACGCCUCCGUCGAGGCGUUCAGGUCGUCGCCGUUCUUCUGGGGGUUCCAAAAGAUGCUCCCGGGCGGCGAAGAUCUCGCGUCGCAGCUCUUCAAAUUCACCGCGGGUCUGCCCGUGGCGGGUACCAGGGGUCCCUUCGGCGUCAUCUCCCAGACGGUCAGUCUCGAGAGCGAGGAGAUGGUGAGCGAGGUGGAGAUGAGGAUCUUCGACCCGUUCUUCGCCGUCGCGUCGGGCGUCAGCGGAACGGUGGUUUCAACCGCAAACGUCACCGUCAAGCCGGACGGCGCCGGAGACGUCCUGCUGGUCACCCCGAGGACCACCCGAGUCAGGAAUAGCAACGUGGGCGGCGCGAUCCUGGACCAGAUCGUGGUGCCAACCUCUGAGCUGAUGAGCUCCGUGGCGGGCGGCGCCGUCGAGGCGGAGGCGACGGUUACGUACGUCGACGACGCGGUGAGAAUCGUGAGGGUGGGUAAGGAUCUCGACCAGAUCUUCGUGUACACCAAGAUGGCCGAUAUCAUGUGAUGA
Micromonas commoda is the source of this 1071-nucleotide messenger RNA. RefSeq lists its product with no specific name. The record is from RefSeq and is a predicted model, not a curated record. The transcript has a single exon. NCBI's taxonomy places the organism in Eukaryota, Viridiplantae, Chlorophyta, Mamiellophyceae, Mamiellales, Mamiellaceae. The coding region runs from base 1 to 1068 and encodes 355 amino acids.